GGAAGGGUUACAUAGAGAAACAUAGCCGACAUAUUCCAAACCUGGUAUAAUGAGCCAGGAGAGAUGCCAUGUAAACAACAUAUAUCAGAGAAAAUUCACUACUAUAAAACUGGUCUUAAAUGACCCAAUUCAAGUGGACAUUGUCCGUAGAUGACAUUGUGUUGAUUACUUGCAGCCCAUAGAACAUUAAAUUUAUGAUACCAAACUCAUAAUCCAGAAUUAUUUUAUGUAUUAAUGUUUUCGAUUUUUCCACAGGAACCAUCCACACUAAGUGUUCUCUGGUCAAUUUGCCGAUGGUUUUGACCUGUGGUCAGUCUGAAGUUAUCUAUAUACACCAGACGACCUUGACCGAUUGGCCAGGAUCAAUUUCGGCGUCCACGUGUGAACUUCCCAUUUGUAAUCAAUACUGCCGUGCAUCUACACACGAUCAUGAUACCUACUUCAAUGGCCGGCAGACGGCACAAUAUACAUUUUGGCGGGAAGGUUUGAUUGGGCAUGACUAUCUGACCGGAAAUUGUAAUACGUCAUCUUCGUCGAGCUUGGUGCACGUUCGAUACGAAUGUUUGAAAGUGAACAGAUUAAACAACGUAUGUAGCAACACCGAGAUUUCGGAUGUGACAUCCGGGUUCCUGACGAGUCCAGGAUUUCCAAGUUCACCAACGUCACGCCGAAAUGGCUGCCAAUGCGAAAUAAAAGCUUCCGAUAAUGGCAUAGUGACCAUGACAGCUAUUCUCAUCAAUCCAGUCCCUACUAACCUUCAACCAAGAUGGACAUUUGAGGUUAUUGAUGGAAAGGGAACAGUUCAAAUCAUGGAUACUGAAGCUCUGUUUACAACAACUGUCGAUCUUCAUUCCUCGACCGAGAUAAAAGUGAAAUUUUCUAGUUCCGGUGACACAACUGGAGUGCGCACUCAUUUAACGUCAUAUCCCAGUGGUUUCUGGGUAAAAUACACAGCUUUUCCCAUGUUUUCGACAAUAACUCUUCGAUGUUCUGCACCUCCUGAUGAGAAUGGCGUAUCUGCAGUUACCAUAGCUGUAUCUUGUGCCUUGGUGGUAGCCUUCAUAUUGUUCCUACUGACCAUUGUGUAUUUUGGACGUAAAUGGUGGCGGAACAAAUACCCUAAAUUACGGAUGAUAAAGCACAGGAAAGCGACACCUGACGGUGGGCGAGACAACUACGGACUUGAGUUUGACUCCCAUUCUGAUCGGUGGUCGGACUCGGAAAUACCGGAUAUUGGUGCCAGCAGGUGCAUGUCACUUCCGGAAAUCUAUCUCGCUCAGCAGAUUGGCAAAAUGAGCCUUGAAGGUCACUCGACCCCUCGUAAAGGACGUGUGGAAGGUCGACGGAAAAUUUCUACGAUCAGUCUCCCUUCCUCAUCUUCCUGUAGACUCUCUGUGAUCACGAACGAGAUUGUGCGAGAGUUCGACGAGUUUGACGACGAGACCGGAAGUUACGAUUCUUUCGCUGUGGAAAUUUUUCAUCUAGAUGGAAUUACUGGUGACGAAAUUGAUGUGUAAAUGGCUCCGGGAUAGGUGGAUUUGAUUGUUAUUAGUAGCCAAAAGUUUAUCAUGAUCAUUUUUUAAAAUAAGCCCCUUAUGUGUGAUGAAUGACCUGUUUGAUAUUUUGUUCUUGGGCUAUAGGCAAUUUUGUCAAUCAUGAAAGUAUCGUAAUUAUGCUUAUUCAUUGGUAUAUAAAUCUGUUAACGAAAUUAUUUCGAGUUAUACAGAGACAACUCAAUCUACCCGAUUCUUCGUUCAACGGCGAUGACGGUAAUUAAAGAAAACAUCUGUUUAGAUACGGACACUGUUUCUGGCAGAGUUAUAAAUUAGUUGGUAUAUAUCAAUUUGAAAAAAACGGUUUCUUUUGCAACUUAAGGAAACUUCUUGAAAGCUAUAAAAUGAGCCACCAAACGUUUAGAGACGAAUGAUGUUUGUGAGAUUAUUGAUCUUCCGUUCUACAUUCAGUUUUCUAAAUCAAGUCGAAACUACGCAAUAAAGUAACAGAAUAAAGUUAAUCUGGUAAAGGUAACCAUCAGGCAAUAUUGAAAAUCAUAUUUUUUUCUUUUUAUUUUCGAGGAUUCCGAGGGCACCCAUGUCCCACGCAAUCCAAUUUUAAAAAAUCACCAUUUAGUGAAAUUAUAGGUAUUUGAUAUUAUGUAACCUUUCACUUCAGGAAAAAAUAAUCAUAACCUGUAAGCAUCAUGGGUUGAGGAUGCAGGAAGGAUACUAUCAAGGAAGAGAAAAUCCGUUUGAAAUUUUCAAAUAGAGUUAUAUUUACUUCAUAUAACUAUAUCAAAUACCGAACCUUUUUCGCCAUUGGCGGUCUAGCUUAUUGUGUCUUGUAGCGUCCGAAAUGUUGUCUACAAAAGGAAGACAACAGUUACAUGAAAAUGUGAUCUAAUCUUCUACUCUUCUCCGCCUUCGAGGUUUCCAAAUGUUUCUCGAAAACCGUAGGGCGGAAUUCGACGAAAAUUUACUUGAGAGUUUGUAUAUGACCAGCGGUACGCAGGAGUAUUUUCGUUUUUCGAUCGGUCAUCCGAUUGGUCAGCCAUCAGAUUGGCUGGAAUUUAUAUAUUGUUUGAUUUUUAGUUAAAUUUGGUAUAUAGCUGUAGUGUGACGAUACAAACGCAGUUGCGAAAUCAACAAUUUUUUAUGACUGUCGGGGUCGUUUGGGGACGUAUGUAACGGUGUCCAUAACAAUGAAUACUUGCUGCUGUUUAUGAUAAGGUAUGGGAAUAUAUACAAUGUACCAUCUAACAGGACUGGUGUUGUUUGCGUUUAAUUCACAAACUUGUAAGAUUUAGAAAAUGUAUGAUAAGAAUGCAUGUUAUUAUGAAUGAAUGUAUGUUAGUAA
Messenger RNA from Pecten maximus, 2853 nucleotides. RefSeq lists its product as uncharacterized. The record is from RefSeq and is a predicted model, not a curated record. The transcript has 6 exons. NCBI's taxonomy places the organism in Eukaryota, Metazoa, Mollusca, Bivalvia, Pectinida, Pectinidae. Bases 294 to 1517 code for a protein of 407 amino acids.